Messenger RNA from Carcharodon carcharias (great white shark), 1196 nucleotides. RefSeq names its product G patch domain containing 4 (gene gpatch4). Gene Ontology annotation, molecular function: nucleic acid binding. Gene Ontology annotation, biological process: regulation of ribosome biogenesis. Bases 41 to 1096 code for a protein of 351 amino acids. Gene Ontology annotation, cellular component: nucleolus. Lineage: Eukaryota; Metazoa; Chordata; Chondrichthyes; Lamniformes; Lamnidae. The transcript has 7 exons. The record is from RefSeq and is a predicted model, not a curated record.
UCUAGCCGGCGCGUGACGUGCUUCCGCACUGAGCGGGAGCAUGGAGUUCGCGGAGAAACAACUGAGGCAGCGGGGGUGGAGGAGAGGGAAAGGCCUGGGGCGGAGAGAGGACGGAAUCCGAGAAGCUAUCAAAGUGAAGGUGAAAUGUGACACAGCGGGGGUUGGCCAUCAUGCUGGGGAGCAGUUUACAUUUCACUGGUGGGAUCAUGUUUUCAAUAAAGCUGCUGCUAACAUCACCGUGGAAAGCAAAGAGGACGGCGUGGAGGUGAAGAAGGUCAGUGAGGAGGGGGAACUGUCCAUUUCAAACAAGAAACCACGCAAAACCCACCUCUGCAAGGAUCUGCUGUAUGGUCGCUUCAUUAAGGCAGCCACACUGAUGCCGAGCAGCAAGGCAGCGCUGGUGGAACCAGAGUCUUCAGACGACAGUGACAGCGAUGGAGAUGAAAAGCUGAACCUUUCUUCAGCCACAAGGCUGACAGAUGAAGAGUUGGUGCAGGCUUGCGGGGGUCGCACUGGACACAAAGGUGCCCGACACGGCGUAACCAUGAGCGCCAAGCUGAUGCGGCUGGAGGAGCAGGAACGCGAGUUUCUGGCGAAGUACGGGCGUCCGGGUGGUGCUGGUGGCGGUGACGCCCCCCCUCCCCCCCGAGGGGCUAAGCAGCAGGACCCGGCCAGCGAGGCGGUGGAGACGGAGGGCAAGGCGAGGAGGAGGAGGAAGAAGAAGAGGAGGAGGGAGAGAGAGCACGCCUCCCCUGACCAUGACGCCGACUGCAGCGGGAGCGAGGUGGCUGGAGGGCGUCCGAGCCAACGGGGGGCCGGCGGCGAGUGCCUGCCACCCCCCCCCCCCCCCCCCGACGCUGAGGCGCCAAGCGCCGGCCAGCAGGAACUGGCGCCCAGGGCGCGGGCGGUGAGGAAGCAGAAGCGCCAGCGGAGGAAGUGGGCAAGCGGAGACCCGGAGGGCGGAAGGACGGGAACAAGCGAGAAGAGAAAGAGGAGCAAAGGCGGCUGUGGGACUGGCGUGCUGGAGCCCCACCAGCCACCCAGGACCGCGGUCCGCCGGGGUGAAGCUCCUGACCGACCCAGGCCGGGGCUGUAGGACAAAAGCGGAUUGUUUUUAAAAAAAAAAUAAAUAAAUCCGUUGCGCUCGACUCUCGAGCUGCCCGAGCGAGCUGAGCAAUAAAGACGAAACCUCCGCA